Molecule: messenger RNA, 2824 nt
Organism: Lytechinus variegatus (green sea urchin)
Lineage: Eukaryota; Metazoa; Echinodermata; Echinoidea; Temnopleuroida; Toxopneustidae
Exons: 8
Coding region: 1-1668 (555 amino acids)
Cellular component (GO): membrane
Source: RefSeq, a predicted model, not a curated record
AUGGCUCUUGUUCCAUCCAUAUUUUGUCAGAUGAAUGGAGAGCUCCGGUUACGUAAUGGUUCUUAUCUUCACGAGGGUUUAGUCGAGGAGUUCAGCGCGGAGUACAACGAAUGGAUCAACUUCUGUGUUGACGGGUUCGACGCGCAGGAAGCCCGCGUCGUCUGUCGAAAUCUCGGGUUCCCGGAUGCCGCUUUUGCACUCGACACCGAUGCAGUGUUCGGAUCGGAUACCCAGUCGUACUACGCAGUGUCUCUUGACUGCGAAGGAACCGAGCCCCGGCUUGUAGACUGUAGUUACCAAGAUCUUCCCGAUUGCGCCGUGGGAUUUGGAGCUGCUGUCAUCUGCCAGAAGCCGGACUACGUCGGGUGUUUCCACAAACCCAACUCCAGCAUCCUUCACACACACUCCAUUUUCUCGAGAACCAUGACUGUCGAUGCCUGCCUCCGAAACUGUCGCGACGGUGGAUUCUCUUUCGCCUGGACGUUCGAUUCUAUGCACUGCGGGUGCGGCAAUUACAACGACUUGGCGACCUUCUCUCAAAGCGAUGCUGUGUGCUCCUGUCCAUGUGGGGGCGCUAUAUAUGAAACUUGUGGUGGACCAACCUGCUCGCAAGGAACUAGCGAUAUGAUUUCUGUCUACAACGCGCAGAAAGGAUUUUGUCUCGAUCCUGGGCGCCCUCGAAAUGGACGCAGAGCCGGAAACUGGUUUCGAUACGGGUCGAAGGUCAACUUUGAAUGUCAAGAAGGUCAUCGUCUUCGAGGUCAUGAAACCUUGCAGUGUAUGCAAGCAGUCAUGGGCGGCGAGGUCACGUGGUCGCAAUCUACGCCAUCUUGCCAAGCUAUUAAAACAAAAAAAGUUGAAGUUGAAGAAACAACCGUCUCGACAAUCGACGCCACCAAUUCCUCUUCGACAAUCGACCCAACAGGAGAAACAGCGCCACCAACGAGAGAUAUUCUCAAAAUUAACACUCUUUCAGGUGAGAUGAUAGGAGUCAUCGCUGCUAUUCCUGUCACAGUCCUUCUCGUCACCUCCGUAAUCGUCGUCGCCGUCAUUCGAAAACAGAGGAAACGUGCUACGAACCCUAUGAUAGAAGCUAUACGGUGCGACUUGCUGCUGAAAGAAAGCCCGCCCAAACCGGAAAGUCCUCCUGCGGCGUGCCCCAAGCCCCGAAAACUUCUCCCGGGAUCGGGCUCCUUCACGCUUCCGAUCCGGACGCAUUCCAGCAACUCGAGCGACUACUAUGCCUCCAUCGAUCUCUACAACAGCGACGCUGAUUACGAGAACAUCGCCCGUAAGAAGAUCACUGCCCAGUCCGGGAAAGAGGUGUUUGUCCCGCUGUUUGGUUCAAGGGUCGUUCAUCACGCGAAGAGUGGCAUCGUGAGAACUUUAAACGGACCGGUCCCAGUGGCGAAUCUGUUGCAUUAUCAUUCGCAGCAUCGGAUCGGCGAGCCCUUGAGACGGGACACGUACGAGGACACGACCAUAAUGGUGGACAAUGAUCUGUAUGCAUCAAGGGAUGAGUUCCCUUCGGAAUCCUCGGAGCAACCUGAGCCUCCUGCCCGGACAAAACACUUGGUGAAUUCUGCAGCGGAAAGGAUAGUCGAAGGCGCCGAGGAAAGUGACUACACAGAGGCAGACUUCCUGCCCGAAGAAGCAGCCCAGGGUUGAUGUGCGCAGGGUGAUCGGGCCUGAUGACAAGCUUAUGCGAGAUUCCACUAGGCCAAAACCUAUAUCGUGAAGUGUUGCAUACGAUCUUUAGACCUUGAGGAUACUAUGGACUUGAUCUGUGGAGCACGGUCAAUACAGAUGACAACGCGUGUCGAGUGGUAAAGUGUUGGGAUGCUCUCGUCACGAUCACAUACUCUGAACAAAUUUAAUGAGAAAAUUAGCAAAGUAUGAAGACGGGACUUGCUGACUAGGUUGGAAGGUGAAGGAUUCAUCAUUAUUUGAAUAGGUUUAAUGAAAUAGAUAAUGGUUAUUUACGACAGUAAUGACACAUUAAGCUUGUUGCUGAAGUAAAAGAAGACGUUACAACAGAUGGGGAUAUGAAUUGUGGCAAUCUAUGAGCUAAUGAUUUUCUACUGAAGUAAGAAAAUAUUUGAAACAAUUUCUUAUUAGUCAUGACAAAAUAAAGUUGUCUAAAAAAAAAUAACCGUCCGCCAAAUAAUUUUAUCUGCACAAAAAUGACAGUGAUCGAUAAACUCAUUUGUCUUGUCUUGUCCUGUUUCAAACCUUGAGUAAUUUUGCAACUUUACACAUUCUACAACUUUAUGAAACCCUGGGAUGAUAUUAGCUCAUUAUACAUCAUGAAUAGGAUGCUCUUUCCCAGUACUGUAUUAUCAGACCGGCAGACCUUUCAAAUUUUAGAACAAUUGUUGACACUGUGAGUUGCCAAAGUGAAGUCGUCACUUCCAGGAAGUGAAUAUCCCAAAGAAUAUUCCACCAGGGAUAACACAAAUCAUGCAAAUCCAGGAUCGAAAUUUGAAUAGGUAUGCUCUAAGAUUUGUGAUCAUUUACCAUAAUUGUAUGAACGUUAUUUAGGCCUACUUGUAAAUGAGACUAUGAUGAAACUCCUAUGGAGGUGGUCUCGGUUGCGGAUCGUGUGAUCGCUACGAAAAAUAACGCAAUGGUAGGAAAUGGCAUCAACUACGCGACUGCAUUGAAGUGUCACGAAAUAUAUGAAACAUAUUUUAUAUAAAUUGAUUAUCCAAGUUUCUUAAAAUCAUACAUUUUACUAUAAUAUAGUAAAUGCUACUAGAAUGCUGAUUUUUGGUGAAAAAUUCUUCAUAUAAUUCCUGUCAAUCGUAUUUUUAAGAAUCCGGGU